AUGAGGGUGAAUAGUGUGGCCGACAAUAGGGCGCUUUUACAGGUCCUUUCUCUCUCAGAGAGUGCCCCGCGGACUCCUGCUGAUAUUCUCGCCAGCGCAAUUGCAGGCGGACUUGUUAGGGUCUUCGCGGAUGAGAAGAAACGAUAUAUAGACGCGGCACUGCUUCCUUCUUCUCUUGACCUCACGACCUUGGCUACGUUCAUUGCCGAAGGAUUUUUUGCGCCGUUUCUUAGCUCGGCGCUAGGCGAUCAUCUGUCGCGGUACACGGUCCUGACAGAGUCUGGUUGCUUUGAGCCGUUGUCUCUGCCGGUGAUUUUGUUUCCGGACUGUUUUUCGCCGCCGCCCCCCUGGCCAGACGUCGUACUUGCCAGCAACUCAUCUUCUGAUGGCCUUUCCGGGGCGUCUGCGUCCGCAUUCCCGGCGGAGGUGGCUGACGUCCUGCAGCUUCACCAGCACCGUUCUCAAGUGGGACUGUUACUUUUGAAAAGCGUGAAUGGUGUUUUGCGAGAUGCGGAGGUGUGGAAAUUGAAGAUCACCAGGGAGAAGUCGGCGACAAGAAACUCUGAACUGGCUGCGAUCAAUGCUGUGGUGGCGCUCUUCUAUGAGGUGAAGAUGCUGCUGCUCUGCUGCAUUGUGAGUUCCCAGAGGGCGUACGCGGUGGAGGCGGAGCCGCGCGCCAAGGACCCCAAUUAUGCACAGUAUUGCUUCGCUGAACUCCUUCCGCGGGAAGAGCUCUGCAGGAUCUUCGACCACCGGAGCCGGCCCUCCGCAGAGGAUGUGGCGAAGUGGUACGACGCCAGGAUGCAAACGCUGAUUGGCGAGGUGCCUGUGAAGGAAAGUGAGAUGCAAAAGUAUAUUAAUGAGCUGCAGCGAGCAUUGAUGGAGGAUGCGCGGCGAAUAGCGGGGGCCCCGACGUCUCUUCUGCAUCGCCCACACGAUGCGGCGAGCACGACGCUCAUUCACCUCCCGUGUGUUCACUCCGAACUUCCAAGUCUCAGCAUACAACCCGGUGAGAUGACGCUCCUGUUGUUUGACCCUACACCCGAGUCCCUGUUAUUUGAUGCAGAGCCGUCUAAGCUGUGCCUCCUCCUCCGCCGCUGCGCGUGCAUGAGGCUGACGGUGCCGCAGCUGCGAGAUGCGGAAAUGCUACUGGCGAGCACCCCUUGGAGUCAGCUUCGCGAUGUCGUCGUGGAGUCCGUGCAAUACCAUCUCUCUAACGAUGAAUUCGUGUCGCUCGUUCUCGAGAAGAAUAGUUCCUUUCUAGUGAUGCUGGUGCAGUGGCUGAGAGAGAUCCCCACCGCUGUCGACGACAACGCGACCGCUGCGGGUUUGAGUGAGGCAAGACAGCAAGCGGCCUUGGGGGCGUCCAUGGCAGACCACAUCAUUGAAUACGUCAUGUACUCCUCCCCCUUUUGGACCUGCCAGCGCACAGUUCAUUCGUGGGUUGGUGGGCUGCGCUGCGCUGGGCGAGGCACUGUUCCACGCAUGGCUGGAUCGCUCGCUAGCUGA
Molecule: messenger RNA, 1509 nt
Organism: Trypanosoma conorhini
Lineage: Eukaryota; Euglenozoa; Kinetoplastea; Trypanosomatida; Trypanosomatidae
Exons: 1
Coding region: 1-1509 (502 amino acids)
Source: RefSeq, a predicted model, not a curated record